Messenger RNA from Meleagris gallopavo (turkey), 396 nucleotides. NCBI's taxonomy places the organism in Eukaryota, Metazoa, Chordata, Aves, Galliformes, Phasianidae. The record is from RefSeq and is a predicted model, not a curated record.
UGUGUCCCCCCCCUCCCCACCCAGCUGGCACAGAAGUACGACCCACAGACGGAGCGUCAGCUGCGUGUCUGGAUCGAAGGAGCCACCGGGCGCCGCAUUGGGGACAACUUCAUGGAUGGCCUCAAGGAUGGCGUCAUCCUUUGCGAGCUCAUUAAUAAGCUGCAGCCUGGCUCGGUGCAGAAGGUGAACGACCCCGUCCAAAACUGGCACAAGCUGGAGAACAUCGGGAACUUCCUGCGGGCCAUCAAACACUACGGGGUGAAGCCCCACGACAUCUUUGAGGCCAACGACCUCUUUGAGAACACCAACCACACGCAGGUGCAAUCCACCCUCAUCGCCCUCGCCAGCCAGGUGAGGCGAAGCAACGGCCUUGGGGGACUUUGUGGGUUACAGGGG